AUUUUGUUAUCUGUCCGAUAAUAAUCGACAUUCCGGUGUCAAACUCGAGUACUUAAAUGAAGGAGAAGAAAGACAAGUAGGUGAAUAAAUUAUUUCUGUUGAAACUCUAAAAUGAUGUGAACUAGAUGAUAUUCACAAAAACUCCAUUUUCAAUAUUGGCUUUGUCUGAUACUUGUUUCCAUUCUUUUGUGCAUUGACCAUUUACAAGGGUGAAGAGUUUCGAGGGUUCUUGCAAAAGUUCUUCUUCCUGCAUCUUCAACUUCAUUGACCUAAAGCCACCAUUCUGAAGGAUUUCUCAGAGAUUACUCGUCAGCAAUUACUGGUCCGGCCCAAAUCUUUGGCUAAUCUUUCUUUUUUCCGAGCACUUUCCAGGAAAUGGAAGAAGGCUUUUUAACUGCUAAAGAAUUACAUUGUAAGAAGGGGAAAGAAAAGGCAGCAAGUUUGGGAUUGAAAAGGAACCAAGGGGGAAAAAAGUCGAAGACAAAAUCUAUGGCCAGGGAAGGGCAGGGGUUGAUAAGUCUUUCAGUGGAUCAAGAUGUUCCAGGUGUCACGGUUUCAGUGUUUGAUUAUUCUGUUGAGAGUCACUUUAGAGCAAUUGACACGAUUUCGAAGCUUUGUGGAGAGGAGGGUGAAGAAGCUUUGGGUAUGUGCGAGAUCGAACAGUUGACUGCUAGAGUCACAUUUUUAAGGGAAUGGAAAUAUUUUUCUUACAAUCCAAGAAUCAUUAGGUUCAAUCGUGAAACUGGAAGCCCCCAUGGGGAAAAUGUUACUAAUGGGAUAAACUUACCUCAAUUUUCUUCUGUGACUGUCCCUAAGAUGGCCAGUAUAUCUGAUGAUUCAACAUCUUUUCAGUCCGCAUCUCCUUGCGACAAAGAUUUUGUUUUGUAUGUGGGAGGUUCUGUUUGGGCGUUGGAUUGGUGUCCAAGAGUUUGUCAGAGUUUUGACUGUAAUAUUUCUUGUGAGUACCUUGCUGUUGCUGCCCAUCCUCCUGAAUCUUUUUAUCACAAGGUAGGUGCUCCUCUGAAUGGCAGGGGUCUCAUUCAGAUUUGGUGCCUCUUAAAUGUCAAUGGGAAAGAGGAGGGCUUUCCACCUCUGGCUAAGUCAAAAGGGAGACCUAGAAAAAAUGUUCUAGAAGAAUCAAAUCCAUUGAAGAAGCCGAGAGGGAGACCUAGAAAAAAUGUUCUAGAAGAAUCAAAUCCAUUGAAGAAGCCAAGAGGGAGACCUAGAAAAGAAAAGGUCUUGGAAGAAUCAACUUCAUUGAAGAAGCCAAGAGGGAGACCUAGAAAAGAAAAGGUCUUAGAAGGAUCACCUCCAUUGAUGACGCUCAGAGGUAGACCUACAAAGAAGAAGACACUAGAAGACUCCGAUGAUAAAAGCAGCGGUAGCCAAUUUGUUCCAGCACUGGCUGUUGAAUUUCCAGAAGAUUCAGCUCAGUUUCUUGCUACUACUGGGUUUGGCAUGCAUACGAAUAAACAGGCUACGAUAGAAGGAUGUGAUACAGAUACUGUGUUUGGGAUGUCAGUUUCUAAAUCAGAUGCCAAAACUCCCCAGCAGAAGAAAAGAACAAGAGAUAAAGCUUGGUUGAGGAGUGACUCUGAUGAUGUUUGUCAAUCUUUGUCUAACUGCAACAGGGAUAAAGAACCUUCUGUUGCAUUUUUGCAAGAAACCAAUAGCAUUAUGCAGUAUCUUGCGGCAUCAAGUCAGAAUGUGCCAAAUGAUGGGUCAUUGGAGGAUACUGCUAGUCUUCCAAAAGAUGUUGCUUUGCCUAGGCUUGUGUUAUGUUUGGCCCACAAUGGCAAAGUUGCAUGGGAUGUGAAAUGGCGGCCUUCUGGCGUUAAUGAUUUGGCAUCCAAACAUCGCAUGGGCUAUCUUGCUGUAUUGUUGGGAAAUGGCUCAUUGGAAGUGUGGGAGGUUCCUUCUGUCAGUACAAUCAAAAUUCUGUAUUCCUCUUGUAAUAAGGAGGGUAAUGAUCCUCGUUUUGUGAGACUGGACCCUGUCUUCAGGUGCUCAAAGUUGAAGUUUGGGGACAGACAGAGUAUUCCUCUAAUAGUGGAAUGGUCACCAUCAUCCCCAAAUGAUUUAAUACUAGCUGGAUGCCAUGAUGGAACAGUUGCUUUGUGGAAAUUCUCUGCAAGACAUUCAUCUGAAGAUACAAGGCCUUUGCUUUGCUUUAAUGCAGACACUGUCCCCAUAAGAGCACUUGCUUGGGCUCCCAUUGAAAGUGACCCAGAGAGCGCUAAUGUUAUAAUCACAGCUGGACAUGGAGGCCCAAAAUUUUGGGACAUUCGUGAUCCGUACCAUCCUCUAUGGGACCUGAGUUAUGUGCGGAAGGUUGUAUGCAGCCUGGAUUGGCUACCAGAUCCAAAAUGUGUCAUUUUAUCCUUUGAUGAUGGUACACUAAGGAUUCUCAGUUUGUUAAGAGCUGCAUAUGACAUUUCAGUGACCGGAAAACCUUUUGUUGGGACACAACAGCAGGGAAUAUACAGUUAUCUCUGUUCAUCAUUUUCAAUAUGGAGUGUUCAAGUAUCACGAUUAACAGGUUUGGUUGCAUAUUGUACUGCAAAUGGUAAUGUUCUUCAUUUUCAGCUUACUGCAAAAGCAGUGGAGAAGGAUCCUUUUCGCAACCGGGCCCCUCAUUUUUUGUGUGGAUCAAUUACCGAGGAGAACUCGGUUCUUAUAGUCCACACUCCAUUGCCACACUCACCCUUCCCUAUGAAAAAAUCCCCAAACGAGUAUGGUGAUGCCCCAAGAUCUAUUCGGGGGUUCGUGUCUUUGGCAAAUCAAGCAAAAAGAGUUAAUGAUCAAAGAGUUGAUUUUCAAAAUCCAGCCUUGUGUUACGAGGAUAAUUCCAUUGUAGCAUUUGAAUCUGAGAAUACACUGACUGGCCCAAGUAGCACAGCAGCAAAGCGAAAAACAAUCAAGAAGAAAAAACCUGACCCAAACCAAGAAUCCAUAGCUGAAGAAGAGGAGAAUUUGCCAAGGGGUGAGAGUGAGAAGGGUGAAACGGGGAGUGUAAUUGAAGUCUUUCCUUCCAAGGAAGUAGCCAUGCAUAGAGUGAGAUGGAAUAUGAAUAAGGGUAGCGAAAGAUGGCUUUGUUACGGAGGAGCUGCUGGCAUUGUACGGUGCCAAAAGAUUGAUGGUUCUUGUGUUGCAAAUAAAAAAGGCAUCAAGUAGUGAAAGGACGUCAUGUGGCUUUUCUAGGCAUGUGCCUCUAUUUCGUUAGAUAUGUAUAUGAUUUUUCUUUUUUACUUAGAAUAAAACUAGGUUAUUU
Molecule: messenger RNA, 3271 nt
Organism: Telopea speciosissima
Lineage: Eukaryota; Viridiplantae; Streptophyta; Magnoliopsida; Proteales; Proteaceae
Exons: 2
Coding region: 376-3174 (932 amino acids)
Biological process (GO): transcription by RNA polymerase III
Cellular component (GO): transcription factor TFIIIC complex
Molecular function (GO): DNA binding; protein binding
Source: RefSeq, a predicted model, not a curated record